CGAGUCCAAAAUUUGCUAUUUUAAGAAACUACGGGGAAAUGAACGAUACUCGUUCCAUUUCUAAACAUUUCUUCUUAUUUUGCUGAAAACUACGAUGGGAUUGUUUGGACAAACCCCGCAGAAAGCACCAAAAGAACAGGUACAAGAAUGGUGCAGAGGCUUGAGGAAAGAAGGUCGUGCUCUUGACAGACAAAUCAGAGCCAUUCAAAGAGAGGAAGAAAAAGCUAAAAGGUCUCUCAAUGAUGCUGCAAAGAAAGGGCACAAGGAUGUUUGUACGAUAUUGGCCAAAGAAAUUAUAAGAUCUAGAAAAGCUGUCAACAAAAUAUAUUCCUCUAAAGCACAGUUGAACUCUGUAGAGAUGAGCAUGAAGAACCAGUUGGCUACAUUGCGAAUGGCUGGUUCCCUAGAAAAGAGUAGUGAGGUGAUGAAAUAUAUGCAGCAACUGGUGAAAGUGCCAGAGAUACAGGCCACAAUGAAUGAAAUGUCUAAAGAAAUGAUGAAGGCUGGUAUAAUUGAAGAGAUGUUAGAAGACACGUUUGAAGUAUUAGAAGAUGAUGAUCUGGAGGAGGCUGCUCAGGAAGAAGUUGAUAAAAUUCUCUUUGAAGUAACAAAAGGUACCCUUGGCCAAGCUGGGCAUGUCUCAGAUACACUACCAGGAGAACAGGAAGGGGCAGCAGCGAUGGUUCCAUCAGAUGAUGAAGGUGAAAUGGAGGACAUGAAGGCUCGACUGGAGGCUUUACGAAGUUAAAUAACUGCACAAGAGAUUCUAUGUAAAGCCUGGAGCUGGGUUGAAAUAACUAGAAAAACUAGCAUCUCAGAAUUUUUUGUACAUGUUUUUUAAGCAUUAUCUUGCCUUUUCUUUUCCUUCUCUCUAUCUAAGCUCUACUCCAUUAAAGAGAAGUCUCGGACACAUUGCAACUGAAUGGCACAAAAUAGCUAACCAGGUUUUAAGUUAAACUAGUUACAUUUAUUUUUUUUAAGAACAAGAAAGGCGACGAGCUUCGUAGCAGUGAAAAAGUUAAGAUUUAAAUCCGUAGAGCACUACGGAGCAGUAAGUUGCAUUUGCUAAGGUAGCAGUGAAAACUGGAGUACAAAGUAAGCGAGUAAGGGUAAUAAAUGAAGUUGAUUUUUCUCUCUACGGUAGCAGAUAAGCUCUUAUCGGAGAAUUCCUUUACAGAAUGCCUUUCCAGAAUGUCUUUCCAGAUUUCUGUGAAAGCAAGACAUUUCUGACUAACAUCGGAGAGCGGAAUCCGAAGGUCUGAGGUUCGAUCCUCAUGGGGACUCAAAAUUUUUUUUUUUUGUCCCACGCUUGUGACAAGACGACUGAGAACUAGAUUCCAGAGCCGUGGGCUGGGUGAUUCUAUUAGUUAAGUCAAAACCAAUAAUUCAGAGCAUAUGGUUCGCUGGAAGGGUUCCUUCUACUAACACAGUGUAGGAAAUCGUAGAAAGUGACCUCAUAUCUUGUUUACUGCCCGCUAGUUCGUACGUUCUUGCCCUUUUUUUGCUUUAAUUCAGCAAGAGAAGUAAACCUUUGUAGCUUUUUCUUGUUUUGGUGAUGAAGGUUUCAAGGUUUCAUGUAAAUAGUUACUUAGUUCACUUGAGUAAAUGUGUAGAACAAAUUAAUUACAGUCGAUUUCACGCAAAAUAUAUUUUAAAAAAUGGAAUUGUUUGAAAUGAUUAAAUUGCUUUACGUGUG
Molecule: messenger RNA, 1696 nt
Organism: Pocillopora damicornis (cauliflower coral)
Lineage: Eukaryota; Metazoa; Cnidaria; Anthozoa; Scleractinia; Pocilloporidae
Product: charged multivesicular body protein 3
Biological process (GO): vacuolar transport
Source: RefSeq, a predicted model, not a curated record